CUAAUGCAACACUCACAUUUGCAAGCACGCCUCACUAUCAGCAGUCCUCUACCACCUUCACCAAAGUCAUAUCUUCCCCGACGCAGAUUUCCCUAUCCUCUCCAGACACAUCAUCUCAUAAUGCCUAAACAGCAUGAUCCAGAAGCCAUCUCCAAUUUCCUGGCCGAACAACGAGACGAAGCCCCAGUAGAACUACAACACACCUUUCUUACAUUCGAGGAUCUAUGGGACAGAAAGCUAUGGCAUCAGUUGACGGACACUCUGUUAGAAUACUUCUCCAAUCCCGAGACUGCCUCUCAAAGAUUGUCCAUCUACAAUACCUUCAUCAUCAGUUUCGCCGACAAGAUCAAUCAGCUGAAACUGGUCAAGUUAGCUUUGGGUGCAUCCGCGCAGAUCACAGAUGACAAUGAACGAAGUCAAUUCCUCCAGACACUUGCCACAAGAGUAGACAAACCAGAUUCGGAAGACGCACAUGUCUACACCAUCACCGAACUUGCCAGCGUCUAUCUGCGAUUAGGCGAGAAAUCGAAAGCCAGGGAACAAUUGGACAAGGCACAAAAGACCCUGGACCAAUUCGAUUUCGUCGAGAACAUCGUUCAUGCAGCCUUCUACCGAGUCAACGCCGACUACUUUCAAACCGAAGGUGACUACACCUCUUAUUAUCGAAACUCCCUGCUCUACCUCGCCUGCACCGAGGAGGAAGAGUUGACAAAAGAGGAACAACAACAUAGAGCCUACGAUUUGGCGAUCGCUGCGCUUGUGUCAGAUACUAUUCACAACUUUGGCGAGCUACUAUUGCACCCUAUCCUCAACGUCCUAGAAUCGCCACAUCCACAAUCAUGGCUGCGAGAUCUGGUAUUUGCUUUCAACCGCGGAGAUCUAGCAGCAUUUGACAAGAUGUCCAAUAAUUUGAGCAAAGAUCCGAUCCUGGAGUCACACCGACUUUUCUUAUGGCAGAAGAUCAACUUGGCUGCACUGACGGAACUGGUGUUUAAGCGACCGCCUCAUGAUCGUGCCAUGACAUUCAAGACCAUCAGCCAAGAGACCAAGGUCCAGCCCGAUGAGAUUGAACACUUGAUCAUGAAAGCGCUGAGCUUGGGACUGCUGCGAGGAAAGAUUGAUCAGGUAGCUGGCAUUGCAAAGAUCAACUGGGUACAACCUAAAGUCCUGGGUCAAGACCAGAUCGAAGGUAUGAGGCACCGCCUCAAGGAAUGGGACAGCAAUGUCAACGAUCUGGGCCAUUGGAUAGAAGGCGUUGGCAAGGAUGUAUGGGCUGCUUAAAGGAUAUGUUUCCUCUUACGGGCAUAACGAAUGGUGUUAUGGCGGGUGAAUGGCGUGUUUCUGCAUCACUAGCAGCCUUGCAGACCUAAAAUGUAGAAUACUAGAAGCAAUUAAUGCAGCCCGACUUUCCAGAAUAUAUACACCACCUCGAAUAAUUGCUCGAGGAUGGAGAGC
Molecule: messenger RNA, 1455 nt
Organism: Exophiala oligosperma
Lineage: Eukaryota; Fungi; Ascomycota; Eurotiomycetes; Chaetothyriales; Herpotrichiellaceae
Exons: 2
Coding region: 4-1281 (425 amino acids)
Biological process (GO): ubiquitin-dependent protein catabolic process
Cellular component (GO): nucleus; cytosol; proteasome regulatory particle, lid subcomplex
Molecular function (GO): structural molecule activity
Source: RefSeq, a predicted model, not a curated record